AUGUUUCUUCGAUCAAUUAUUAUUCUAUCAAUCUUCGCACACUUUUCUGCUUAUGGCAUGGUUCUAGUCGAUCCAAUGUAUCGCAAAGCUGAAUUGGCUCUGAAUCACUACAGUGCAUCGUUAUCUCGAAAUCCAAUUGUAUAUUCUCUGCUGAACGUUCUCAUUCAUGAUCAACAAGCAAAAGCGUUUGUUUCUGACGAAGCGAUCGAACUGGCUUUGCAACAUAUUAGAGAAUUUGACUUGGAAAUCAACGACCAUACUGAGAAAAUCUUUCGUCAAAUCAUCUACGGUGUAGAUUGCGGACCUGCUGACAAAGAUUGCUUGUCGAAAGAACAAGGUUCAGCCAGGACACCAUCACCAGACACCCAACAACGGAUUGUCGCUGCACUGGACAACUUCUUUGAAAAAAAUCAAGUUAAUGAACAAUGA
This is a messenger RNA of Adineta ricciae, 429 nucleotides long. NCBI's taxonomy places the organism in Eukaryota, Metazoa, Rotifera, Eurotatoria, Adinetida, Adinetidae. The record is from the annotation of a GenBank genome assembly.